This is a messenger RNA of Anopheles merus, 9561 nucleotides long. RefSeq names its product CLIP-associating protein (gene chb). The transcript is spliced from 21 exons. The record is from RefSeq and is a predicted model, not a curated record. Gene Ontology annotation, cellular component: cytoplasmic microtubule; spindle microtubule; microtubule organizing center. Lineage: Eukaryota; Metazoa; Arthropoda; Insecta; Diptera; Culicidae. The coding region runs from base 3017 to 7795 and encodes 1592 amino acids. Gene Ontology annotation, molecular function: microtubule binding. Gene Ontology annotation, biological process: mitotic spindle assembly.
GGCAGAAAUGAACAGGAAUCAUUGUAAUCGCACUCCCUGGAAGUAAAUGACUCUCGCCCGUCAUUUGCCAAGGGGGUGGAAAGUGGUUGUGUUUAUUCGCUUGUUCUCAUUCGUUUGUUGACGAUGAAAAUCAACCCAAAGUGCCAAAUAGAGUCAUUUUUACAACAAUGGAGCAGUAGAGGAGUGGAGAGUGAAAAUUUGGAGCCGCUAAUCAAGAUGGUGGUCCAAUUCCCACCGACCGACCGAUGACUGGGGUUUACUGCCUGGAAAAGUCGCCUCUGGAAGCAUAGGGCCAAAGAGAGUUGCGCUGGAGGAAACCCUCUCAAACCUUCGACUCCUCCCUCCCACCGGGAUGUUGUGUUGAUGUUGUUUUUCUUUUCUUGUUUUUAGGGAAAGAUGGAAAGUAACCAGCGAACAUGUGGUGUGGUAUGCUGGCCAAGUCGUUUUAAUGCCUACAAGUCCAACGAUUUCCAUUGAUUGUUUUUGUCGUUUUAUCGUCGCGGAAAAAAACCCAAAGAGAAAAAUCAAAUGUUGCGAGUUACACCAUUCCGCAGUACGUCACAAAACACAUUAGAACACCGCACAACACAUCAGCCUCAUCUGGCACGGUGAUGAUGUCCGCCAUCCCCCUAUCCGGUGUUUUGUUUUAUUUAGCAAUGAAGUGGAGAAUGUGUGGCAAAGCUGAAAGCAGCAACAUGGGACCAUCAGCUAACAAAUAAAAAAACACACACAACAUUGUGUGCAAAUUGCCCACUUUCCACCCUACACGGGUCCCUUUUCUCCACCCCACAGUCGUAGGGGUUUGCGUAGUGAAUACACGGCAUAGUGCGUGCGCGUGUGAGUAGGCAGCCGCAUGCAGCGCGCGCCCCAAACGGCCAAUAAAUGGAGCACGGGUUGCACUAACACACUGGCACGCCCAGAGGCCACCUCUGCCGAACUGCCUCCCUAAUGCCCGCCGCGAACAGUGCAAGGCAAGGGGGGGGGGGGGAGGCGUUUGUCCCAAGGAAGAGUUUAGCCCCACACACGCGCACACAGUGACGGCCUCCUUCGAUGUUGUUAUGUAGCAGUUUCUGCCCUUGCAAAUGCGUUACCGCGAAGGAGAAGGAGACGGUUUGUUGCUGUUGUGCCGUGGGACUACGUAAUAUCCCGGAAUAAAUUUGCACACGCAGGGGUGGGGUGCGGUUUGAACGACGGGAAGGAAAUGCCCUUUCACGCCAAAACUCCACAAAAAUGUCCUUUUUCAAGUGCAGGCUUGUCAACAUUGCAUUGUGGCCACUGGCAAGUAGCAAGUAGCCUCUGGAUGGGACUCGGCAAAUACAUCUUCUUCCACGCAAACACGCACGCACACACGCGCGCGCUGUUCCGUUUUGACUGGUUUGACAAGGUUGUGUGUCUUUGCUUUAUGCUUCAACCCCCCCUCCGCCCCGCGUGAGCGGCGUGAUGCGUAAUCGAAAUGUAAAUAUUUAUUUCCAACGAUUAGAUCAUUUCUGAAGAUUGUCAAAAAAAGAACCAUCAGUGCUGUUGCGGCACCACGACCACCUCGUGCGGAAGCAAUGUCACGACGACGGUGUCUAGUCUGCCGCCACUCUGGCACGGCCUUUCGGCAGACUUUUUCGGCGAGUUGGUAUAGCUUAGGUACACCAUCGCCGUUAGCGUUGAUAGGAGUUGAUGAGCAAAUUAGAGGCCAGCGGGCUGUAAAAACACCUUCGAUGGAGAUAUAUGACCGAAUCGUUUGCUGAUGAGCGGGCAAGAGGCUCGCUAAGGUGAAAUGACACGAGGUGUAGGUGUCGUAAUUAUCAACUUCAAUUGCAACUGGCCUCCAGAAUGGGUUGGGAGGAAGGCGGAUGUUCAGCCUUUUUUUUAUUUUAUGUCUAACGGUUUGAUGUUUUGAUCUUGCCCCUGUGUCCAGUUCCAGCGGACGAUAGAAGACCAUAGGUUAAUGGGUUUCAGCGGUUGUUUUUGUUAACCUUGAUUGCUGUUUAGCUGAUGAUGCAAUGGUCGUAUCACAACACAUGAAACAAAAACAGUUUAAGAGCGAUGUUGCAACCGCUUUGUUUAUCUUUCUACAUUUUCAAAAGUGAGCAUUUUCUUCGCCACCGCUACUACUAGCCUGUUGCCGAUGAUGCCGAAGAAUUUACAGUAAGCAAAGUGAAGUGAACGAUCCGCGUGCGAAUGUGAUUCCCGUGACGAAUUGUUUCGCGAAAAUUCCUUUGUAAAGAAAAAUAGCUCCGCUUCCAGGGGUCCGCGCGCGAGUGUGUGUGUGUCUGUGUGUUUAGAUAUUUGGCACGGCACGGCAAGGUGAGAAAGUGAGAGUUGAAGAGUCGAUGACAAGUUCCAGAUCUGGCCGCCGUGGGUUGAGAUUUGCACGAAAGUAACAGAUUGUAAUAAAAAUACCCCGACGGAGUGCAGAGAGCAAUACAGCAAGAUUACUUUUGCGAAGAAGACGACAAGUGCUUUCCUUCGCGUGCGUGUGUGUGUGUGUUUUCAGUGUGUUUUCCGUGUGUGUAAGCGUGCGUGAUCGUUCGGUGUUUCCGGGUGGGAAACAUUCACCCCUUACAGAACAAGACCGUUGCAACGGCAAGCUUAAAGGCAUGAAAAAGUAUCAAUGGAUUUAUUAGUGAAACGAAGAAGAAAGAACGAAGAGAAAAGAGAACCCCGAACCGCGUGGAAUCAGUGUGGUGUGAAGAGUUCAUUGAAUAAAAUAGUCAACCGAUCGUUUCGGAGAAUUGGAGGUAUAAUUAUGAUCGGAAUUUGGUGUUGAAUUGAACUCAACCAUCAGCAAAUCAGUCACAACAAAAGGAAAAAGCGUGUGUGUGUGUAGGAGAGAGAAAGAGAGAGGCUACGAAAGGUACACUUUCGUGUCCGUGGGUGGGUGGCCUGUUAAUUCGGCGGUAUCCAUCAAUCAACGCAAAGAGAGUCGGUGCAGUAGAAGGCCGUCAACCCACAACACAAAAGGAUCUGGAACGCGAAAUUUGAGGCAAAGGACGCACACCGUACUACACCUGCGCGCACCAGGAUGGCGUACCAAAAGCCGAUCGACAUCGACGGCUACGUCACGCAGAUGGCGAAGGCGGACAUGCGCGUGAAGGCUCAGCUGGCCGAGGAUCUGGUGCUGUAUCUGAGCGAUUCGGAAAACUCGAUCGAAUGUACCGACCUCGGGCUGCUCAUCGACGGGCUGAUUCCGUGGAUGACCGGAAGUCACCAUAAGAUCGCACAGCGCGCCCUGGAAGCGUUUACCGAGCUGAUCGUUCGCCUCGGCCAAGACUUUAACGCGUACACCUCGACCAUCCUGCCGCAUGUGAUCGAUCGGCUCGGCGACAGUCGCGACACGGUACGGGAGAAGGCACAGCUCCUGCUGCACAAGCUGAUGGAGUGCCGUGUCGUGGUACCCCAGUCGCUGCUGGACAAGCUGAGCGUCUGCUUCAAGCACAAGAAUGCGAAGGUGCGCGAAGAGUUCCUGCAGACGAUCGUCAGCACGCUGAACGAGUACGGCACACAGUCGCUGUCGGUGAAGAUGUACAUCCCACCGAUCGUCAGCCUGCUCGGCGAUCCGGCGCCGACGGUGCGCGACGCCGCGAUCCAGACGCUGGUCGAGAUCUACAAGCACGUCGGCGACAAGCUGCGCGUCGAUCUGAAGAAGCGCGAAGUGCCGCCGACCAAGAUGGCCAUCCUCGAGCAGAAGUUUGACGAGACGCGCAACGAUGGGCUGCUGCUGCCGUCGGCACUGCAGGCAGCCCCGAGCGCCGCCGGCGGCGGUGGACACGACGAGCUGGACCGGGCCGCGGUCGUCGAGCGGCCAACGCGGCUGGUGAAGCGCACACCGUCGGCCACGCCGCGCAAGCCGCUGUUCGAGACGCAGACGGCCGGCUCGGGUGAUCUGCUGCUAGCGGCGGGCGCCGUCUCGGCCGAGGUGUUCGAGGCGUCGUUCGAGAACGUGCCGCAGCUGACGAUCUUCUCGCAGCGCGACAUGGACGAGCACAUGAAGUCGAUCAACACGCUGAUCGGCGACAACCGGGUGGACUGGGAGAAGCGGGUGGAGGCGCUGAAAAAGAUCCGCUCGCUGCUGAUGAUCAACGUGCAGGGCUCGCCGGCCUUCGUGCAGCAGCUGAAGGACCUGUCGAUCGCGUUCCUCGACAUCCUGAAGGAGCUGCGCUCGCAGGUGAUCCGCGAGGCGUGCAUUACGCUCGCGUACAUGAGCAAGGUGCUGCGCAACCGGCUGGACCAGUUCACCAUCUACAUACUGCAGGAGCUGAUCAAUCUGAUCCAAAACUCGGCCAAAGUCAUCUCGUCCGCGGGCACGAUUGCGCUCAAGUACGUGAUACGCUACACGCACGCGCCGAAAAUCAUUCCGAUCCUGACGCAGAAUCUCAUGCUCUCGAAAUCGAAAGACAUCCGCAGCUCGCUGAGCGAAAUGCUCGGCCUACUGUUCGAGGAGUGGCCGACCAAAACGCUCGAAAAGCACAACAGUCUGCUGCGCGAAGCGCUUCGGAAGGGAAUGGCCGAUGCGGACAACGAUGCGCGGCGACACAGCCGAUGUGCGUUCUGGAGCUUUCGGCGCCACUUCCCGGACCUGGCGGACAACCUGUACGGGUCGCUGGACAUUUCGACGCAGCGCGCCCUGGAGCGCGAGCGGGACAAUCUCGGAACAAACGGUACCAACUCCAUGAGUGUUAGUCUACGUGGCAGCAACAGUAGCUUGAAUUCUGUCUCUGGUGGGGUGAUAAAACGAAGACAAUCGUCCGGGCUGCGAAGUCCCGCGACCGCACAACCUCCAGUAAGCGCCACGAGCGUCAGUACGGAAAACCUCACUACGGUCCCGGGAGCCUCGUCAUCGGCAUCGUCGGCUGGCUCGACCCGUCUGCACCGGGCACCGUCGCUGCCCAGAACGUUGAAUCGCAACCGGAGUGGCAUACCCGUGGCGACCGCUUCCCGGGAAGCAGCCAACGCCGCGAACCAACAGGCCCAGCAGCAGCUGCAGCAGCAGGCGCCGGCACUGGUUGCCCGAGCGGGAGCUGCCGGCGGGUUUAGGAGCGUGUCCGCCGUCGAUACUGCCGCUGCCCAGCGGGCCCGGGCCAGGGCACAGUACUCUACCCUGGCACGGUUGAAAGUGACCUCCGGGACAGCGUCUCUGCAAGGACAUUACGCGCAACAAGCACGUGCUAAAAAGACACCGUCAUCAGCAUCCGCCACAUCAUCCUCCGCCAGCAACACGGCCACACCACAGCAACCUCCGACACCGGAGCGCAAGAUCCGAUCGAGGGCAGGAGUAUCACAGUCACAGCCAACAUCCAGAAGUACGUCACCUUCGAGCAAGCUGCGUGACAUGUACAGUGGCGUAACGUCCAUCUAUCGACAAACGGGCACGGUGCCGAAAAAGGCUCAGUCCGGCAUUCCGCGCUCGCUGGCAAACUCUCGCGAAACUAGCCCAACCAGAUCGCAUACACAGUUCGGUUCGCUGCGUCGCCCUGCCUAUGGUACUAGCAGCCCCCGGCGUCCACCGCUGAACCCGGGCCGGCCAGUGUUGGCACAGAAAAUCCUGCAGCAGAGCCGCGAGGCGGAAAAUGCGCUGGCCGACGCACUGUCGCCCGGGGAUGAGCACGAUAUGCCUUGCAGUGACUUUGCCCGGUUGGCUCUGCACCGGAAGAUCUCGCGCGAUGAGUCCGAUGAAAGUGAAGCCUCCUCGGUGUGCUCCGAGCGCAGCUAUGACAGUUAUCGACGGGGCAAUGAUUCUUUCUCGUGGAACGGUUCGCGCACGCGGUUAGACAGCUCACGACAAGUGAUCGACGAUAUCGACACGAUCAUCCAGUUCUGCGCCUCGUCGCACUGGUCCGAGCGUAAGGACGGGCUGAUCAAUUUGACGCAAUACCUCAGCGAAGGCAAGAUGCUGACGCAGCAGCAGCUCCAGUGCGUGCUGGACCUGUUCCGCAAGAUGUUCAUGGAUCCGCACAUCAAGGUGUACGCCCUGUUCCUGGACACCGUCAACGAGCUGAUUCUGUCGCAUUCGAACGAUCUGCAGGACUGGCUGUUUAUCUUGUUGACCCGUCUGUUCAACAAGCUCGGCACCGACCUGCUCGGUUCGAUGCAUGGCAAGAUCUGGAAAACGCUUCAGCUCAUCUACGAGUACUUCCCUGCAGAUCUGCAGCUCCAAUGUGUCUUUCGAAUAUUAGUCGACAAUGCGCAAACGCCGAACGUGAAGACACGCCAGGCGACGCUGAAAUUUCUUUCCCAGUUGGCCACAAGCUACUGCACGGCUUCCCAGUUUGUCGUGCAUCCGCAAAACCAGCAGGUGGUAAACCUCGCGAUCCAGAAGAUCAUACAAACGUCGCUUGAUCAGAAGAGCAUCGAGUUAAAGUCGCAGGCGCGCAUGUGCAUCGUGGCACUUUACAAUUGUAAUCCUUCACAGAUGACUAUGACUUUAGCAAAUCUUCCAAAACAGUACCAAGACACGGCGAAAAUAUACAUUCAACAGAACAUGAGAAGAAGUACUUCAGGAAACGAUAGUCCAUCAUCUCCACUGUCGUCUUCGAGCCCCAAACCAUUGCUUAGUCCUCAGCAGGGGCCGUAUAGUUUACAGAACAUCGCUAGUCCUCGAUCGCGACAGGCUUCGGUUGAGGCAGCGGCGGAGUCGAUGAACACAGAGGAAGUGUACAAGAACCUUCGCAAGACCACGGCCGAGAUACAGAACUACAGCUUCGAGAGCAAGCUCGACCGUGAUGCAAACAGUAAGGAUUCUGGCAUUAGCCAGAUGGGCGAAACGCACAUGAUGCAAUCGAUGACAGUGCUGGACGGUGUCGGUGGCCACGGCGUGUACGGGCUGGCAUCGAACGGCAUGAACGGCCAUAUAGGGGGAGGACUAGGAGGGCUGGAAAAGGACGAUUCAUGCAACGGUUCCAAGACACAGUCAGCCACAACAACAGAGUCCAACACACCGGAAAACACCGUACGGUUGGAUGGUAUGGAUCUGGCCCACAAGACGAUAGCACAACAGCAGCAGAUGCUUCAGCAGCAGCGUCACCAAAGCUACAGCCGUGCCGAGAACGGUGAACUAAUACUGGACAAGGGUGUGAAAGAGAACGAUGUGAUCAAGGCUGCGAUCGUGCUGACACUCCAGUCGGCACCGGAGACCACGAAACAGGUGCUAGAGAACCUGCAAAUCUGCAUCAAGCAUGGUUCGUGCGACCUACCCAUCAAGAAUUUUAAAGCAAUCAUGAAAAUGUUGCUACAUCUGAUGGAAUCGCAGAACAACGAUGUGCUGAUCGCAUCGCUGCACACACUCGGCCGUAUCGUACGCAGCACGGAGAUGAAAGCUUGCUGGAGCAACUUCCUGGAGCUGAUUCUAUUAAAAAUAAUAGACUGUUAUAAAAUUAGCAAAGAGGUGUCACGAGAGAUUGACAUAAUAGUGGUGAAAAUUGCGGGCAUACUUCCGCUGGACAUUUCCGUAAACAUACUGAAUCCGGUGAUUGCGACCGGCGAAUUUCCGGCGAAUCUGUGCGCCCUUAAAAUACUUACCGAGCUGACGCAAAAGCAGGGCAAGGAUCUGACCGAUAAUCACCUAGAUUGUAUAAUGCCAAAUGUAGCUAGGCUCGCUGAUGAUAGUCAAUCGAUGGUACGGAAAGCGGCAGUGUUCUGUAUCGUGAAGCUCUAUAUUGUGAUGGGCGAAGAGAAAGUAAAACCAAAAUUCUCCUUAUUGAACGCGAGUAAGAUAAGAUUACUAAAUGUGUAUAUUGCAAAGUCGAUGGGCAGUGGCAGCAGUAGCAGUAGUAAGGGUGGAUCAUCGACGACAGCAAUGUCAUGAUCCAAAAACGCCAAGUGAUUAUUAUUCAAAGGACGCAAAUUUGCUAAAUUGCUCUGUAAAUUUCGUAGAAGCAUCUCCGCUAUCCAAGAGUAAAGUUAUUUAUAAUCCUAUAUCUACCUACGUACCCUUGACCGCAGCACCACCACCACAAACAUCUUUCUUUCUGUGCGCUUUCACGCCUCGACUCUUUCACACAUGCUGUUUCUUCUUUCCCUCCCAUUGGCCGAAACUGUAACCGAAGUCCGAAGAUCGAUAAGACAUAAUCCCUUUUAUGUGUUUAUGCGCGCUUCUGCGAGGAAUGGUGGGAAAAAGGAAGAGCAAGAGAACGUUACAAUAGAUCUUGACUAUUUGGUUUGGUGUGCGGUGUGCGGUGUUAGCGUGUAUGUCAUGUCAUGAUGAUAUCCCCCUAUCUGUAUCCGGUUGUGCUGUAGGUAAAGCUGACUAUUUACGCUGUGAAUUUACUCUCCCCCCCAUCCAUGCCUGUUUAGUGUAUUCCUUCCUGGGCGAAUGUGCGAUUGUUCUUUCGUUUUACACUGACGAGCAACUGGCAACAACAGGUCCUUAUUUUGCUACCUUUCAUUUACACUGAAGCUAGUUUGGUUUUUUUAACACCUUAUUAUGGAGCGAAAGAGCGCAAUUGGAUGGAUGGAGCAGAGAGGAGGGUGCAACGUCAUUGUUGAACAGCAUUGUUAGGUAAAGAAUUUGAUGAGGAACAUUUGAUUGUACCAGAAGAACAACAUGAACCCCACUACUUGCACAAGCUACUGCUUCGCGCGCAAUUUUAGCGCAACUGACGCGUUGGCGCGAGUGUAGCAAUUUGGCCAAAAUCCGGAAAUUGAAACCGUAUCGAAGUUUUAGUAGUAUUUACGAAGAAAGUUUUGCUUAAUAAAAAAAAAAAAGAUAACACGAACUACAAACAAAACCAGAGCUGCAAGAGUGAGUGAGUGAGUGUUGGAAAGGUGACAAAAGACAAAGUAACUGAUAUGAAUGCCUUUCCAUCGCUUUUACGCUGCAUAAUUGUAUGGCCCUCUUGUUGUAGGACACUCGACCGAAGAGAAGAGAUGAUAAUAAUGUGUAAGCAAACGCUGCUAAUAUGUCGCUAAUAUUUAAGCGUCAAGAGAAUCUUGAUCUUCGAACCGAAAGCCCAUUCAAACACGUUCAAAUGGUGCACAGGCACGGCUGAAAGCCGUCUAAUUUUGCAAUCGAGACGUGUGACGCCAAUUUUGGUGUGCACCACUCAUGCUGAAUGAAAAUGGUGUCGUUGACGAUCAGUAUAAAUACUCCAUGUCCCUAACGAUUUGAUAUCAUUCCAGAAGGAUUUGGAGGAAGAUGUGUGGUGUGGCUUGUGCUUGCAAAAACAAACAAGAGAAUGAACAAAAAACAUUAAAAUAGAAAACGCUUUUGUGUAACCCUGCUCUGCUGCGCGCACUGUCGCGAUAUGGUAGCUUCCGGCAACAAUGAUCACGACACGAAUGUCGCGUACAAUCUCCACACUAUAACAAUCGAUACACAGUGAGAAGCACGCCUGCACGAACAGAAGAACAAAAGAAGUAAAUUAAUGAAAACAAGUUAUUAAAGUAUGUUAAACCCUUUUGUCUGGUAAGGAAUGGAGGAUGGAAUGAAGAAGACGAAGAAGAAAAAACAUUACAAGAGAGAGAGAAAGACUACCUCUACUCGGGAUGUCUAGUCGUGUAAACGUUAAGGGACGCGAGCAAAUAAUCGAGCGAAAAAAAUCGUUACAAUUGUAAAAAUGUAAGAAAGGCAAA